AUGGUUGAGCUUAAGCCCAUUUUCAGAAAGGCCUACUGGUCUUUGGUAGCUGGCGGUCUGAUCUACGUGCUAUUUGUUUGCGCUUUGACUUUCCCGCAGGUUCAACGUUUUUGCCUCUAUGCCAAUAAGAUCAAUCCAACUCUAUGGCAGGAUGUAAACCUUGUCGAGCAAUUUGGGUUCUUAAGAACCCAAGUCCAGCCUUUCAAUCUGGUGACUCCUGAUAACGAAACCAUCUAUGGAUGGCACUUAAUUCCGUUGCAUCUUUGCCGGGAGCAUGAAGAGGUACUGAUGAACAAUGCUGCAACGGGUCCCGUGGAGGACUAUACCAAGACCACUGCAUUUAAACUCCUUGCCAACGACCCCAACGCACGAGUUGUUGUGAAUUUCCAUGGCAAUGCAGCGCAUCUGGGAUCUGCCCAGCGUCCUGCCACGUACAAUACAAUGCUCAGCCUUUCUACUCCUUCCAAUCCAGUUCAUGUCUUUUCCAUUGACUAUCGUGGAUUUGGUGUGAGCACUGGCAGCCCCACAGAAGAAGGUCUCAUCACAGAUGCUGUGUCUCUAAUCAACUUCCUUACGGCCGGUCCAUUGAACAUUCCAACUUCUCGCAUUGUUCUUACAGGCCAGAGUCUUGGAACUGCUGUUACAGCUGCAGUCGCUGAACGCUUUGCAUUUGGAUCUCCUGACCCUCAUGCUAUCCAGCCAGCCAUUAAGAAUGCUGAGCCUUUUGCAGGUGUUGUUCUUCUGGCGUCAUUUGGUCGCUUGACCAGCGUCAUUGAAAAUUACAGCCUGAAGGGUAUCACGCCUCCAAUGUUAUCCCCUCUCAUGGGAUACCCUCGCUUCCAGAGAUGGGUGCUGAGCCAUAUUGCGGACCACUGGGAUACAAUUGGAAGAGUGGCCCGGCUCACUGGCGUCGAGCCAGCAGAGGCGGACGCUUCUGGUGUCAAGUAUACAGACAAAAGUCUCGAUCUCACAAUUGUCCAUGCAAUGGACGAUGUCGAAAUUCCUUGGUAUGAAGGACGUCGUGUUUGGCAAGCUGCCACUGGUGAAAACAUUCCCGGCGCUCCUGGUAACUUGAUAUAUCACAAAUCUGAAAGCAAUGGCCCAAGCGAACUUAAGGUGUGGAAGAGUUCACCUGGCAGUGAAGUUACGAAGACAGUCAGGUGGGAGCGGGUCAGUCACGGCGGUCAUAACCGUGUCGCAUCAUUCUCAGUGGCUGGUCUUGCUGUACUGCGGGCGUUUGAGGGGUAA
Molecule: messenger RNA, 1248 nt
Organism: Penicillium nucicola
Lineage: Eukaryota; Fungi; Ascomycota; Eurotiomycetes; Eurotiales; Aspergillaceae
Product: alpha/beta hydrolase
Exons: 5
Coding region: 1-1248 (415 amino acids)
Source: RefSeq, a predicted model, not a curated record